UGAAGCUCUGCCAGACAAAAUCCAGGCACUGAAGGACUACCCUGCUCCCAGUUCCUUCAAGCAGUUACGCCGAUUUCUUGGCCUGGUUAACUAUUAUAGACGUUUUAUUCCUAACUGUGCGAGCAUUGUUCAACCAAUGACUGACUUGCUCCGCGGUAAACAACGGUCUUUUCACUUUACAGACGACGCUAAAUUGUCUUUCGAGAAGCUUAAAGACGCUAUCUCCAACAUAGCGCUUCUCGCCCAUCCAGACACGUCUGCAUCACUCUCUCUGACAACUGACGCAUCCGACACUGCCGUCGGUGCAGUUCUUCAACAACUCAUCGACCGUCGAUGGAUACCUCUAGGUUUCUUCUCAAAGCGCUUACAACCUGCCGAAUCGCGAUACAGCACCUUCGGUAGGGAAGUGUUAGCUAUCUACCUAGGUACCCGACAUUUCCGUCACUACCUCGAAGGUCGACAUUUCACCGUCUUCACCGACCACAAGCCAUUGAUCUACGCAAUCAAUGGCGCAACAGACAAGUACUCGCCGCGGGAAACUAGACACCUAGACUACGUUUCUCAGUUUACGACAGACGUACGUCAUGUCUCAGGUGCUCUCAAUCCCGUCGCGGAUGCGCUUUCACGCAUUCAACAGAUCAGCUUAUCGCCUGGCGCCAACAUUGAUCUAGCCGCUAUGGCUGCUGCCCAACAAGCUGAUCCCGACAUAAGCAAGCCACGACGCAACACCACUGAGACGAUCACCAUUGAUCGACUCAAGCCAGCAUUCUUCGACAAGUCUGACUCGCCGGUGCAACAAGCACCUUCACAGCCUGUGCCAUCACAGCCGGCACCGCAACCUCAGACGAGUCAGUCCGGUCCAGCAGAUCCGACAACCCCAACCGACAGCACUCCUACCCGCCCUACUCUCAAUCAACGCGGUAGGAAGCUCAAACCUAAGGUUCGUUUUUCGGACUCCGUUCGCACUUACUUUUUUACGUAGAACGUGCCUUCGAAAUUUUCUGCUCUUACUAAACGUUUUUGAAAAUCCACAAAAAAGACCAAAACGUUUUGAAAUUACCAAAAAAGAGCAAAAUCUAUUGAAAACCCAAAAACAGCUUUGCACGUUUUUCGCUUUGCACUCUUUUGUGUAUUGCUAUGCAUUUAUGCUGUUUUUUCAUUUUGCUUUCCAUAUACACCGUCGGUUGGUUGCACCUCGGUUUCACUUUCGCUGGAUCUCCGCACGUCAACUGGAAGUUCAACAAUCUUCCUGCUCAACUGCUUACGUGAACUUUAUUAACUGUCCCCCCACAAACAGUUUUUUUACCGUUUCGACACCGUAGGGAGGACACGGGUGGGAGCCCGCUAGGGUCCGAUUGCAUGGUUCUCCCCCAGCAGCUGCAUCGGGUUUCACAACCUGGUCUCGCAGAAGGCUGGCCCGCGACGGACAGUCCUCACGUAGAUCGAAGGACUGCUUACACAGUCCCUUCUGGGAGAGGGCUAUGUAGCAGUCUGGAGAUUCCCCGGUUUGCUUGUGUAAAAUUCUAACCAAAAUUCUAUAAUUGUACACUUAGGCAACCGGUGUGGUUUGUUGAACUGCUUGCUGAGUUCGAAUGCUUUACUUGCU
Dicrocoelium dendriticum is the source of this 1606-nucleotide messenger RNA. The record is from the annotation of a GenBank genome assembly. NCBI's taxonomy places the organism in Eukaryota, Metazoa, Platyhelminthes, Trematoda, Plagiorchiida, Dicrocoeliidae.